Messenger RNA from Camarhynchus parvulus, 2726 nucleotides. It is a transcript of the gene TRAM1, whose product is annotated as translocation associated membrane protein 1. Gene Ontology annotation, biological process: protein insertion into ER membrane; SRP-dependent cotranslational protein targeting to membrane, translocation. Gene Ontology annotation, cellular component: endoplasmic reticulum membrane. NCBI's taxonomy places the organism in Eukaryota, Metazoa, Chordata, Aves, Passeriformes, Thraupidae. The transcript has 11 exons. The coding region runs from base 178 to 1302 and encodes 374 amino acids. The record is from RefSeq and is a predicted model, not a curated record.
GGCGCCGCCGGCCGGCAGGGGCGCUGCUGGCGGCGGGGCGGGGGAAGCGGAGCGGCGGCGCUGCCAUUCCCCGGCUGCGCGGCCGCCUCCUCCCCUCCGCCUCUUCCUGGCCGCGGCCAGAGGAGCUGUGCUGGCAGCGGGGAGGCGGCGGCGGCGGCGCCCAGCUCCCGGCCCGCCAUGGCGAUCCGCAAGAAGAGCAACAAGAACCCGCCGGUGCUGAGCCACGAGUUCAUCGUGCAGAACCAUGCGGACAUCGUGUCCUGCAUGGCCAUGAUCUUCCUACUGGGGCUCAUGUUCGAGAUUACAGCAAAAGCAGCCGUCAUUUUUGUUACACUUCAGUAUAAUGUUACCAUUCCUGCCACAGAAGAACAAUCUGCAGAAACAAUCUCUCUCUAUUACUAUGGCAUCAAAGACUUGGCUACAAUUUUCUUUUACAUGCUUGUAGCUAUAAUCAUACAUGCUAUAAUUCAGGAGUAUGUACUGGAUAAAAUUAACAGGAAAAUGCACUUUUCAAAAACAAAGCAUAGCAAGUUCAAUGAGUCUGGGCAACUUAGUGCAUUCUACCUUUUCUCCUGUGUUUGGGGAACGAGUAUUCUUGUCUCUGAGAACUAUAUAUCAGAUCCAACCUCUCUGUGGAGGGACUAUCCGCACACUCUGAUUCCGUUUCAAAUGAAGUUUUUCUACAUCUUACAGUUGGCAUACUGGUUUCAUGCUUUUCCAGAACUCUACUUUCAGAAAACUAAAAAAGAAGAUAUCUUUCGCCAGAUUGUCUACAUUGGACUUUACCUCUUUCAUAUUGCUGGAGCCUAUCUCUUGAAUCUGACCCACCUUGGACUUGUUCUUCUGGUAUUGCAUUACUUCGUUGAAUUUCUUUUCCACAUAUCCCGUCUUUUCUACUUCAGUGAUGAAAAAUACCAGAAAGGAUUUUCACUGUGGGCAGUUCUUUUUGUUUUGGGAAGGCUUCUCACCUUGAUUCUCUCAGUCCUCACUUUUGGCUUUGGACUGGCAAGAGCAGAAGAUCAGCAGCUGAAUUUCAGCACUGGGAACUUUAAUAUCCUGGCUGUUAGAAUCAGUGUGCUGGCCUCCAUCUGCAUGACCCAAGCAUUUAUGAUGUGGAAGUUCAUUAAUUUCCAGCUUCGGAGGUGGAGAGAGCAUUCUUCUUCUCAGCCUCAGUCAGUGAAAAAGAAGUUUGUAUCAGCUAAAGGAAAGACCUCCAGAAAAGAAAGAGAAAAUGGAAUAAAUGGAACAGUGACCUCAAACGGAGCAGACUCGCCUCGCAACAGGAAGGAUAAAUCCUCGUAAAACUGGGUUUUAUUAAGUUAAUUGACUAAUGUCCCCAAAGAAUCUGCUUUUUACAUGGAUGGCCCUUCAGCACUAGAGAUAUUAUGGAUUAAAGAAAAUACAAAUCAUGUUUUUUGAUUAUUGCUGUUGUUUUGAGAAACUUUUUUUAAAAAACCAUUUUGACUAAGGAAAAAGUUUAUCUCUCUUCAAAUACUUGGGGGGAGGAUUCAACACUUUUUAAAACACAUUGACGCUUUUUUAAAUAUUUACUGUGAUGAGAUAACUUACUUAAUGAGGAUCACUGUUGCAGUGUAUUAUUUCCUUCCAGUUUUUGUAAUCUUGGUGAUACUGUUCUACCAACUUCACUUUUUCCAAGUUCCUCAAAAAGUGUUGCUAAAUUGAAGUAAAAACGUUGUAUGCAUAUUCAGAUACUCUGGGUUUUCAGCUAAUUACCUUGACUCAAAUUUACAUUUCAAUUUGGGAUUCCAAGACCACACCAAUAGACCUCGUUAUUUAGUAGUUACUAUAGCUGCACAAUGUCUGCUCUAAGAAUUGCCCCGUACCAUUAAAACAAAACUGAACUAAUUGGAAACGUUGCAGAGUCUUAUUGUUUGUUGGUUAGAAAUCUCUUACAAGGAGCACAACACCUUUUUGAGAUAUAGCUUUUAGCACCUGAAAAUUAGAAGGGAGUGUGUAUGGUCAUAGAAAGAGUUGAUUUGAGUAGCACUGUCCACUUCUGUCUGUGCUUUUGAGGUGUAUGUAUCUUGGAAAAUUGGUGUGCGUUGGACCUUCUUUGAAAAUUUGUCUGUCUGAUUUUACGGGUGGAGGUUAUUACAAUGUGCUGUGUUUGUUUUGGGAGGCAAUCAAUGCUCCAUGAAGAGGGAAUUAGAUAAGUGGAUCAAGUGAUGAGAAACAUUCCUUUAUUCUAACUGCUUUGCUUUGUUUCACCUCUGUUAGGAAAUAGUUUGUUUUCUUCUAUAUAUAUUUUUAUGAAAAAAUAUUUAAAAGCUACAGCUUCUUAAAACUGAUUUAUUAUGACCUCUGCUGCAACUGGAAAAAUCUAAAUUUAAGAAUUUUUCCAUUAUCUUUCAUAAUUGUAUUCAAUGUGAAACCUUGUCCAGUUAGUUUUCCAGUUUGUUAUGCAGAUAAUGUUUCCUCUGUACACUUUUGUAAUGGGUGCAAUUCAACCUGUUUCUCUUGAGAAUGAGUGAGACAGUUAUUGCAGUCCUAAGAAGAAGUUGCUGAAUUAGUCUAUCAAGUUAACCCAAGUAUUGAAUUGCUUAUUGAUUAAGGGGUAAUUAUGAGCAAUCAAGCUCAUAAAUAAAAUAAUUUUCAUUAAAAACUGUUAUUAUAAUGGAGUCUAUACCCAACAAAAUGAUAAAUCUGCAUUCUGUAUUUUCUACAAUUCAAUUGCUUACUAUUCAGAAUAAACAUUCUAGUACAAA